UGUCCGCCCCAGGCCACAGCGCAGCGCAGCGGAGGAGAAACGCGAUAGGAGGCAGCAGCUGGCCUCCCACCACCCUAAAAAUAAUCCACUCGCCGGCUGCUGACCCGAGAGGAAAAUUUGUCGUCCCAUGGAGUGCGUGAGCUCCUCGGCUUGCUACAGAGAGAUCCCCAACUACUCUGAGGAGUCACUGGCUGAGUUCUGUGUACUAGUUUGAAAUUUACAUCUUCAGACGGUGGGCAGGCUGUUGGUAGCUCAAGUGCACCAGUAGGGGGACUAAGCCCUGGAGCCAAAGCCAAGGUUAAUCAAGUAAGAAGAAAUGAGCCUUUCUUUUUGUGGGAACAACAUCUCCUCCUACAACAUCUAUUAUGGUGUUCUCCAAAACCCAUGCUUUGUGGACGCACUCAACCUGGUCCCACAUGUCUUCCUGCUGUUUAUCACCUUUCCAAUACUGUUCAUUGGAUGGGGGAGCCAAAGCUCAAAAGUGCAAAUUCAUCAUAACACGUGGCUUCAUUUUCCCGGACACAACCUGAGAUGGAUUCUGACAUUUGCGCUCCUGUUUGUGCAUGUUUGUGAGAUAGCAGAAGGCAUCGUUUCAGACUCGUAUCGGACGUCCAGGCAUCUCCACCUUUUCAUGCCGGCUGUGAUGGGAUUUGUCGCCACGACAACAUCCAUCGUCUAUUAUCAUAACAUUGAAACAUCAAAUUUCCCUAAAUUACUUUUAGCUUUAUUCCUGUACUGGGUAAUGGCCUUUAUUACAAAGACGAUAAAGUUGGUCAAAUACUGGCAGUUGGGGUGGGGAGUGUCAGACCUGCGCUUCUGCAUCACAGGAGUGAUGGUCAUCUUGAAUGGGCUGCUGAUGGCUGUGGAGAUCAAUGUCAUCCGGGUCAGAAGAUAUGUUUUCUUCAUGAAUCCCCAGAAAGUGAAGCCUCCGGAAGACCUCCAGGACCUGGGUGUGAGGUUCCUCCAGCCAUUUGUGAAUUUACUGUCCAAAGCUACUUACUGGUGGAUGAACACACUUAUCAUAUCAGCUCACAGGAAACCUAUUGAUCUGAAGGCGAUUGGAAAGUUGCCGAUAGCGAUGAGGGCAGUGACGAAUUAUGUCUGCCUAAAGGAAGCCUAUGAAGAGCAGAAGAAAAAGGCUGCCGAUCAUCCAAAUCGGACUCCCUCCAUAUGGCUGGCCAUGUACAGAGCUUUUGGGAGACCAAUCCUGCUGAGCAGCACAUUCCGCUACUUGGCUGACUUGCUGGGGUUUGCUGGUCCUCUUUGCAUAUCUGGAAUAGUCCAGCGAGUAAAUGAAAAGACUAACACAACAAGAGAUAUGUUUCAAGAGACACUCUCAUCAAAGGAAUUUCUGGAAAACGCCCAUGUGCUGGCUGUCCUGCUUUUCCUGGCCCUUAUCCUACAGAGGACCUUUUUGCAGGCUUCCUACUACGUGACCAUAGAGACCGGCAUCAACCUCCGUGGUGCUCUGCUGGCUAUGAUAUACAAUAAAAUCCUUCGACUCUCGACUUCUAACCUAUCCAUGGGGGAGAUGACCCUGGGACAGAUCAACAACUUGGUUGCCAUAGAAACCAAUCAGCUCAUGUGGUUCUUGUUCCUGUGUCCCAAUCUGUGGGCCAUGCCUGUUCAGAUCAUAAUGGGGGUGAUCCUGCUCUACAAUUUGCUUGGGUCCAGUGCACUGGUUGGUGCUGCGGUCAUUGUGCUCCUUGCACCGAUUCAGUACUUCAUUGCCACAAAGCUGGCGGAGGCUCAGAAGAGCACUCUGGAUUAUUCCACCGAGAGGCUGAAGAAGACGAAUGAGAUACUGAAGGGCAUCAAGCUCCUUAAGCUGUACGCCUGGGAGCACAUUUUCUGCAAGAGCGUGGAGGAGACACGGAUGAAGGAGCUCUCCAGCCUCAAAACCUUCGCGCUCUACACGUCGCUUUCCAUCUUCAUGAACGCAGCAAUUCCCAUCGCAGCUGUUCUUGCGACAUUUGUGACACAUGCGUAUGCCAGUGGAAACAACCUGAAGCCUGCAGAGGCCUUUGCCUCUCUGUCUCUCUUCCACAUCCUCGUCACACCGCUCUUCCUGCUGUCCACGGUGGUCAGAUUCGCAGUCAAAGCCAUCAUCAGUGUUCAAAAGCUGAAUGAGUUUCUCUUGAGCGAUGAGAUUGGUGAGGACAGCUGGAGGGCCGGGGAGGGCACGCUGCCUUUCGAGUCCUGUAAGAAGCACACCGGAGUGCAAUCAAAACCAAUAAACAGGAAGCAGCCUGGAAGGUACCACCUGGACAACUACGAACAAGCACGGCGCCUCCGGCCCACUGAGACAGAAGACAUUGCCAUAAAGGUGACAAAUGGAUACUUCUCAUGGGGCACUGGUUUAGCUACAUUGUCCAAUAUUGACAUUCGAAUCCCAACAGGUCAGCUCACCAUGAUUGUAGGCCAAGUGGGUUGUGGAAAAUCAUCUCUUCUCCUUGCCAUCCUUGGUGAGAUGCAGACCCUGGAAGGAAAAGUUUACUGGAACAAUGUAAAUGAAUCUGAGCCUUCUUUUGAAGCAACCCGAAGCAGAAGCAGGUAUUCUGUGGCUUACGCUGCCCAGAAGCCUUGGCUCCUAAAUGCCACAGUUGAGGAAAAUAUCACGUUUGGAAGUCCUUUCAACAGACAGAGGUACAAGGCUGUCACCGAUGCCUGCUCUCUUCAGCCAGACAUUGAUUUGCUACCAUUUGGAGACCAAACUGAAAUCGGAGAGAGGGGCAUCAACCUGAGUGGGGGUCAGAGGCAGAGAAUCUGCGUGGCACGGGCACUCUACCAAAACACCAACAUCGUCUUUUUGGACGACCCAUUCUCUGCCCUGGACAUCCACCUGAGCGAUCACUUGAUGCAGGAAGGAAUCCUGAAGUUUCUCCAGGAUGACAAGAGGACGGUUGUUCUUGUGACUCACAAACUGCAGUACCUGACGCACGCUGACUGGAUCAUAGCCAUGAAGGACGGCAGUGUGUUAAGGGAAGGAACUUUGAAAGACAUUCAGACCAAAGACGUGGAGCUUUACGAACACUGGAAAACCCUCAUGAAUCGACAGGAUCAAGAAUUAGAAAAGGACAUGGAAGCAGACCAAACAACACUGGAGAGGAAGACUCUCCGAAGAGCCAUGUAUUCAAGAGAGGCCAAAGCACAGAUGGAGGAUGAAGAUGAAGAGGAAGAAGAGGAGGAAGAUGAGGAUGAUAACAUGUCAACGGUGAUGAGGCUCAGGACGAAGAUGCCCUGGAAGACCUGCUGGUGGUACCUCACUUCAGGAGGGUUUUUUCUGCUCUUCCUCAUGAUCUUCUCUAAGCUUUUGAAGCACUCGGUGAUUGUGGCUAUAGAUUACUGGCUAGCUACAUGGACAUCCGAAUACAGUAUAAACCAUCCUGGAAAAGCUGACCAGACCUUCUAUGUGGCUGGGUUCAGCAUCCUCUGUGGAGCAGGCAUUUUCCUUUGCCUCGUCACCUCCCUCACUGUGGAGUGGAUGGGCCUCACAGCCGCCAAGAACCUUCACCACAACCUCCUCAAGAAGAUAAUUCUCGGACCAAUCAGGUUCUUUGAUACCACACCACUGGGGCUGAUCCUCAAUCGGUUUUCUGCUGAUACGAACAUCAUCGACCAGCAUAUCCCUCCGACCUUGGAGUCGCUGACGCGCUCCACCCUGCUCUGCCUGUCUGCUAUUGGGAUGAUCUCCUAUGCUACACCCGUGUUUCUAGUCGCCCUUGCACCCCUGGGUGUAGCCUUUUAUUUCAUCCAGAAAUACUUCCGGGUUGCCUCUAAGGAUCUCCAGGAACUUGAUGACAGCACCCAGCUCCCCCUGCUUUGUCACUUCUCAGAAACAGCUGAAGGGCUCACCACUAUCCGGGCCUUCAGGCAUGAAACCAGAUUCAAGCAACGCAUGCUGGAGCUGACAGACACGAACAACAUUGCCUACUUAUUUCUCUCAGCAGCCAACAGAUGGCUGGAGGUCAGGACGGACUAUCUGGGAGCGUGCAUUGUUCUGACAGCCUCCAUUGCAUCCAUUAGUGGCUCUUCCAACUCUGGACUGGUGGGCUUGGGCCUUCUCUAUGCCCUCACGAUAACCAAUUACCUAAAUUGGGUUGUAAGGAACUUGGCCGACCUGGAAGUCCAGAUGGGUGCAGUGAAGAAAGUGAACAGUUUCUUGACUAUGGAGUCGGAGAACUAUGAAGGCACCAUGGAUCCUUCUCAAGUCCCAGAGCACUGGCCGCAGGAAGGCGAGAUCAAGAUUCAUGAUCUAUGUGUCAGAUAUGAAAAUAACCUGAAGCCCGUUCUGAAACACGUCAAGGCUUACAUCAAACCCGGGCAGAAGGUGGGCAUCUGUGGUCGAACUGGCAGUGGGAAGUCCUCCUUAUCUCUGGCUUUCUUCAGAAUGGUCGACAUAUUUGACGGAAAGAUAGUCAUUGACGGGAUAGACAUCUCCAAACUGCCCUUGCACACGCUCCGCUCCAGGCUGUCCAUCAUUCUCCAGGACCCAAUCCUGUUCAGCGGCUCCAUCAGGUUUAACCUGGAUCCUGAAUGCAAGUGCACAGAUGACAGGCUCUGGGAGGCUCUAGAAAUUGCCCAGCUGAAGAAUAUGGUCAAAUCUCUGCCCGGAGGCUUAGAUGCCACUGUCACUGAAGGUGGUGAGAACUUCAGUGUUGGACAGAGACAGCUGUUCUGCCUGGCCAGGGCCUUUGUUCGGAAGAGCAGUAUACUCAUCAUGGAUGAAGCCACUGCCUCCAUUGACAUGGCCACGGAAAACAUUUUGCAGAAAGUAGUCAUGACAGCCUUUGCGGACCGCACGGUCGUAACCAUAGCUCAUCGGGUUCACACCAUUCUGACUGCAGACCUGGUUAUUGUGAUGAAGAGAGGAAACAUUUUGGAAUACGACACCCCGGAAAGCCUCUUGGCCCAGGAAGAUGGAGUGUUUGCCUCGUUUGUCCGUGCAGACAUGUGACAGGAUUGUCUCUCAACAACACAAGUACUUCAAUGCCUACCGUCGGCCCACCUGAGCGGUCUUCACCUUUGCCAACGGUGACGGAUUUCUGUGCGGAGAGUUGAGAUUUCUAUUUCCUGUUUUGGUUUAACAGUUUCUGAGAUACAUGUCUUAUAGGUUCAUUUACACAUGAGAUACAUGUCUUAUAGGUUCUGUCCACACUCGAAAAGUAGGCUACGUUAAAUCAUGCUAGCAGCCUUAAGAGGUAAAGCCAUUUGAGAGAAGUGUCAAACAUGGGAGCUAAAAUGAGUAAUCUGUGUCACCACACUCUUAGUAUUUUUUGUUUUUCGAGGCAGGGUUUCUCUGUGUAGCUCUGGCUGUCCUGGAA
This is a messenger RNA of Mus caroli (Ryukyu mouse), 5324 nucleotides long. It is a transcript of the gene Abcc9, whose product is annotated as ATP binding cassette subfamily C member 9. Gene Ontology annotation, molecular function: sulfonylurea receptor activity; ABC-type transporter activity; ATP hydrolysis activity. Gene Ontology annotation, cellular component: membrane. Lineage: Eukaryota; Metazoa; Chordata; Mammalia; Rodentia; Muridae. The record is from RefSeq and is a predicted model, not a curated record. Gene Ontology annotation, biological process: transmembrane transport; potassium ion transport.